Messenger RNA from Vicia villosa (hairy vetch), 447 nucleotides. Its product is annotated as paired amphipathic helix protein Sin3-like 1. The transcript has a single exon. The record is from RefSeq and is a predicted model, not a curated record. Lineage: Eukaryota; Viridiplantae; Streptophyta; Magnoliopsida; Fabales; Fabaceae. Gene Ontology annotation, biological process: negative regulation of transcription by RNA polymerase II. The coding region runs from base 1 to 447 and encodes 148 amino acids. Gene Ontology annotation, cellular component: chromatin; histone deacetylase complex. Gene Ontology annotation, molecular function: transcription corepressor activity.
AUGAGCAGUUCAAGAAGUGAUCCCAUGUUUGGUCAUGCAAUGGUGUUUGUAGCGAAAGCAAAAUCUAUGCUUACGACAGAAAAGUAUAGCGAGUUUUUAACACUCCUAUACAAUUACCAGCGUGCCAGAAGAAUUGAUAUAGGAGUUUUCAAACAAGGAGUAUUUGAGUUGUUUAAAGAGCAUAAAGAUUUAAUUUCAAGAUUCAACAUGUUCUUGCCUCAGGGACACAAAUUCUCACUUCCAUUGGAUGAUGAUGAUGAUGAUGCAUUUGCGGUCGAAGAUGAAAAGAAGGAUGUUGCAUUGGCAGUCAAAGAUGAUGAACAUCAAGGUGAUGGCGGUGCAUUAACAGUAAAAAAAGAACCGAAAGAUCAUGAUGAACAUCAAGGUGGUGGCGGUGCAUUAACAGUCAAAGAAGAACCGAAAAACGAUGAAGGAAAAAAAGUUUGA